CCCUGUGAGCAAUUCAGGAAGGAAGGCCUAGCAAUGAGAUGGGGGUGGGGGGAGUUGCAGGCAUAAGCAGAGAGAGGGAGGAAUACAGAAGGACGAAUGUGGGCUGUAAGCAAGACUUCGUGGCAGCUAAGUGUGAUUUUUCAGGGUAAAGAAAAAAAGGUGCGUGCCUCCUAAGAUGAAAGCUUUUGCGUGUCAGGGCAUGGAAAACAAAGGAAAAUUUCUUUAGACUCCUGAGUCCGCCAUUGAAUCGAGGCUUCCCAGUAGGUCAGUGAUAAAGCAAAUCCGGUUGCUGUGUAAAGUCACUUCUGCCCUGCACACUGUUUUGCAGUAAUGCUCUUUUCCCAUGUAAAAAAAUGGAGGAAGCCAUAUCGGAGUUUCUGCCAACAGUAGAGGUGCAGGUGAACAUCCGUUCUAAAGCUCACACGGACAGAGUUCUCACCUGCCUUGAAGAGCAGAGAAAAAAGGACUUCCUUUGUGACAUUACACUGAUUGUAGAAAACGUGCAGUUCAGGGCUCAUAAGGCUGUAUUAGCUGCCAGUAGUGAAUAUUUCUCUAUGAUGUUUGCUGAAGAAGGGGAUGUAGGGCAAUCUGUAUAUGUGAUGGAAGGGAUGGUUGCUGAGGUUUUUGGAGCUUUAUUGCAGUUUGUCUACACUGGCAAUGUCCAAGUAGGUGAAAAAACUCUCCAACAAAUAGUGGCAACAGCACAGCUUCUGAAAGUAGAGGAUUUGGUUAAAGCUUAUGCCAAUUAUCAUGACAAUCAAAACACAGAGAAAAUCUCUUCUGGAGCCUCCGUGAUUGCCACAACUGAUAAAAGCAAUGGUUUUCCCCAGAAACGUAAGCGAGGAAGGCCAAAAAAAAGUUAUGAAAAAGAGGGGGAGAAAGCUCUAAAUGAAUCCAAUGUGCAGCAAUCUGAGGAAUUAAUUGAACAUGGCACAGAACCUAUUAAAAGUAAUUUUAUAUCAAAUGAUCAUGAAGCAGGCCUGUCUACUAAUUCUGAGGAGGCCUAUCGACUAAAGCCAGCCUCCAGCCCAAAUUUACAGCAAGAACAUGCUCUUUUGAAGAGGCACAGUAAACGCAGACUGCAGAGAUCCAUCAAAUUGAGAGAUUACAGACUUAUAGAAGAUAGAGAUGAGUAUCUCACAGAGCAAGUUAAACUAACCAGCAAGAAAAGGAAGCCAAGUAGUCUGGAGGCUCAAUGCAAAGACUGCGGAAAAAGUUUUAAAAAUAAUCACUUUUUAGCUAUUCACCAAAGGAUACACACAGGAGAGCGGCCAUUUCGUUGUGCUGAAUGUGGAAAGAGUUUCUCCCAGAAGCAUUCCUUGCAAGUUCAUGAACGCAUACAUACUGGAGAGAGGCCCUACACCUGCACUGUCUGCAAUAAAGCAUUGGCCACCAAGCACUCCCUCAUGGAGCACAUGAGUCUACAUGCAGGAAAGAAAUCAUUUACAUGUGACCAGUGUGGAAAGUAUUUCAGCCAGAAAAGACAGUUGAAAAGUCAUUAUCGUGUUCAUACAGGUCGGACAUUACCAGAAUGUAAUAUCUGCCAAAGGAAAUUCAUGGACACUGCACAGUUAAAAAAGCACCUGCGUUCCCAUACAGGUGAAAGACCCUUUACCUGUGAGAUCUGUGGAAAAUCCUUCACAGCUAAAAGUUCUUUACAAACGCAUAUAAGGAUACACAGGGGAGAAAAGCCAUACACCUGUACUGUUUGUGGAAAGUCCUUUUCCGACUCCAGUGCCAAAAGAAGACAUUGCAUUUUACACAGUGGUAAGAAGCCUUUCUCCUGCCCUGACUGCAGUUUGCAGUUUUCACGCAUGGACAACCUGAAGACUCACAUGAAAAUCCACAGCAAAGAAAAGCAUUCCCAGAUGCAAGAAGCUAUAAGUGGAGGUGCUGAUGAGGUGCGGAACAUACUUCAGCUUCAGCAGUACCAGCUUGCAACAACAGAUGGAGAAGAGAUUCAAUUGCUUGUAACCGAUGCAGUCCACAACUUGAACUUUAUGUCUGGACAUGAUCAAGGUAUCAGUAUUGUUACUGCUGAUGCUUCCCAAGGCAUAGCAGACCAGGCCAACAAUCUCACCCUAAUCACCCAUCAGCCUCCUCCCUUGCACAAUUUGUCAGUCACAACCCACCCACAGCACGUGGAACAAAUUCAUAACAUGGACUUAUUGGAAAACCAAGUUCAGUCUAUGCAACCCAAACAAAUGCAUGUGAUCACUUUCUCAGAAAAAGUCAUAAGUCAGACAUCAGAAAUCCUAAUGUCUGAAACAGUCCGGCAAAUGCCACUGAUCCAUGGUCCCACUCACCAGCCCCAUAAUAUGGGCAACCAAAAUGUCCGUGUUGCUGAACACAGCCAGUCGGCUAUAUCUGUGAAUCAGGGUAACCAGCAUGGAACCGCACAACAACUCCAGCCACAAACUAUUGUAAUACAUACCAAUAACUCUUUCAUAAACACAGAAAAUAUAUAACCUAUACACUAUGUUUAAAUAAAAUUCUUCACAGUAACUCGAGAUAAACUGGAAAAGACUUAAGUUCCAACAUUUUUCAAACUGUAAAAAAGAAAAAAUGAAGAAGGUGAUGUAUGUAUGAUGUGUAUCUGGUUUUAUUUAGUACACAGUAUAAAUGGGCAAUUUGGAUUCACUUUAUUGGCUUCCUACAAAAAAGAGUUCAGCAUGUCUUGCUAGCAGUAAAACAUCACCAUGCUUCCUAUGUACCUGCCACUUUGUAGUGCAACAGCAACUUGAGAUACUCUUGGAUGUUCAGCAAAAAACUUGAGCCAAACUCAAAAAAGUUAAAUACAAGUUACCUUUAAAUAUAAUGGUGGAUGCUGGAAACUAUAAAUCACCGUGGGGUGCCAAAUGUCAGGCAACCCCCCCCCCCCCCCUCCACCAGU
Molecule: messenger RNA, 2893 nt
Organism: Xenopus laevis (African clawed frog)
Lineage: Eukaryota; Metazoa; Chordata; Amphibia; Anura; Pipidae
Gene: zbtb24.L
Product: zinc finger and BTB domain containing 24 L homeolog
Exons: 7
Coding region: 354-2468 (704 amino acids)
Biological process (GO): regulation of transcription by RNA polymerase II
Cellular component (GO): nucleus
Molecular function (GO): DNA-binding transcription factor activity, RNA polymerase II-specific
Source: RefSeq, a predicted model, not a curated record